AUGGCCUGGAUAGGAAUCUUGGCAGAGUCUCAAAAGCAAAAAAAAAACAAAAUCUGUUGAUCCUGCCACAAUGGGUUAAGGUUUAUAAAAUGGGCUAACCCAGACUGGUUGUGGCCAUUACCUGUGGAAGGAGAAGCUGCACCCACAAGCAAAAUGAGUAAGAUCAUAUUUUAUGAGGAUAAGAACUUCCAGGGUCGCUCAUAUGAAUGCACCGCCGAUUGCCCAGAUGUGCAGCCCCAUUUCAGCCGCUGCAACUCCAUCCGGGUGGAAAGUGGCUGCUGGGUGUUAUACGAAAAACCAAAUUAUACGGGUUACCAGUAUGUACUGACCAAGGGAGAGUAUCCAGAAUACCAGCGCUGGAUGGGCUACAAUGACAGAAUUCGCUCCUGCAGAACCUUCUCUUAUAGCAGUGGGGGUCCCUUUCGCCUUCGCAUCUAUGAGCGUCCUGACUUCCAGGGCCAGAUGAUGGAGUUCAGCGACGACUGUGAGUCGGUGCAAGACCGCUUUCGCAGCAGAAAUAUCUACUCCUGCAAUGUAAUGGAUGGCUACUGGACCCUGUACGAGCACCCUAACUACAGGGGACGCCAGUAUUUUAUGCGUCCUGGCGAGUACAGGAAGUUCAGCGACUGGGGAGCUACAUGUGCCACUGCCGGCUCCUUCCGCAGAAUAACUGAGUUUUAAAUGGCCAGUAGACUUUUUGUUUAUGUAAUAAACUUUAAAACUGAAUAAACAACUAUGAA
Messenger RNA from Trichomycterus rosablanca, 740 nucleotides. RefSeq names its product gamma-crystallin M2-like. NCBI's taxonomy places the organism in Eukaryota, Metazoa, Chordata, Actinopteri, Siluriformes, Trichomycteridae. The record is from RefSeq and is a predicted model, not a curated record. Gene Ontology annotation, molecular function: structural constituent of eye lens. Gene Ontology annotation, biological process: visual perception; lens development in camera-type eye.